GUGUCGGACUUCACAAGUGGGGAUGAUUUGACAAUGCAAAUUGCGUCUAUACACUUGGUCGUUAGCUAUCACCUUCGUCGGCGCUGAUGCUGCAGGAAGGGCUUGAUGGCUUUGGUUUAGUGCGUGGUUACGGUUAUAACAUUACGGAGAUAUCCGAUUGUGACAAGGUUGGAAAGGUGAUCCUGCCAGCAUCACGCCAGUAAACCAUGGCUGAACCUGAACUUCUUUUGGACUCCAAUAUUCGCCUCUGGGUUGUGUUACCCAUUGUGUUCAUCACUUUUCUCGUUGGAGUCAUUCGACAUUACGUCUCGAUUUUGUUACAAAGUGACAAGAAACUCACUCUAGAGCAGGUUUCAGACAGCCAAGUACUCAUCAGGAGCAGAAUAUUAAGAGAAAAUGGAAAAUACAUCCCCAAACAGUCUUUCUUGAUGAGGAAAUUUUACUUCAACAAUCAAGAUGAUGGAUUCUUUAAAAAGACAAAAAGAAAGGUGGUGCCUCCUUCUCCAAUGACUGAUCCCAGCAUGUUAACAGAUAUGAUGAAAGGCAAUGUGACAAAUGUCCUUCCCAUGAUCCUUAUUGGUGGCUGGAUCAACUGGACCUUUUCUGGAUUUGUCACAACCAAGGUACCAUUUCCUCUCACACUUCGUUUCAAACCAAUGUUGCAGCAGGGCAUCGAGUUGCUCUCACUUGAUGCAUCCUGGGUAAGCUCAGCAUCUUGGUAUUUCCUGAAUGUCUUUGGAUUGAGAAGCAUGUAUUCAUUGAUUCUUGGACAAGACAAUGGUGCAGAUCAGUCUCGCAUCAUGCAGGACCAAAUGAGUGGUGCCGCCAUGGCAAUGCCUGCAGACACAAACAAAGCAUUCAAGGCUGAGUGGGAGGCACUAGAGUUGACUGACCAUCAGUGGGCGCUAGAGAACGUGGAGGAGGACCUAAUGAGCAAGGACUUGGAUCUGUCUGGCAUGUUCAGCAAAGAUUUGCCAUCAGGCAUUUUUUAAGUGUCUGCUACACUAGAGAAAGGCAUUAAAGGGCAUGACCUAAAAAAAUAACUCCAGUUCUUAUACAGUUUCAGGUUUUCUUUGCCCAACACAAAGGAUUGAUCCAACUCAUGAAGGGCUUCAUAAUUAGCCAAUAAACUGGAUUAAGUGUGUUGGGUGUAUAGGAAAUUUGAAAAUGUGCAGGGCAGUAGGUGCCCAGGACAGGAGCAAAAAUCGCCUAACCUACAAUCUAAUUAUGAUUAAACUGAAUGGACUGGUUUUGGAACUGAUAAAACACAUUCUGGUAUUUGUAGUUGAACUGCAUAAACCUAACUGUUGACACAUCUCCCUGUUAUGUAUGCGUACACUGUUCUGUCUUUAUCCCACUACCUUUAUAUUUUUGCAUUAUGGAAGUAGUUGAAUGAAAUCAUGCUUAACUUAAUAAACCACUUUCUAUAAUAGCUACUUGUAAUACAGUGGUGCAAAUGAUGGGUAGCUUGUGGCCUGGGGUACAUAUACUGUGAAGCUAAACUCAUUAGUUAGUAAUCUGGGUUGUUUGGUUGGGAGAAAAUAUACAUUUAAUUGACCCAAUUAGAUUGGUAACUAAAAAAACCUCGUCUUAUUAUUACCAGGUUUUUGACAGCAACAUUCCCUUUUAAUAUUCAUAAGAUUAUUAAAAAGUGGACCAAUCCCAAAAAAGUGUAGUUACAGGGAUUAUUGUAGAACUUCCUUCUACUAAUAGUGGCUUAGUGUGGCCCACCUUUCAUUAUCCCUAACAUCAGGGAUGUGGAGCCUGUCCUGACAGUGGCUGCAGGAUUGCAUUCUAACUAAGCAGAAGCUAGUGAAGAGUGCAUGUGUGUUCCUGUUUGGUUGGAAUAAAAACCUGCAGCCACUCCUGCCCUUUGUGAAACAUGUUCUCCACCCCAUCUUAUGUGUUGCCCUUAAGAAACUGGUAGUCGUCUUUUUUUUUCUUUUUUUUUUAGCAAUUCUUCAUUCUUGUGCUUAGUUUUGUAUCAUUUGUUUUGAAACAUUUGUAAGGUGAAUUGACACCAUGAUGCAAUUGCAGGAAGUGUUUAUCCAUAAUAGAACUUGUUUUGUCCAAA
Electrophorus electricus (electric eel) is the source of this 2074-nucleotide messenger RNA. It is a transcript of the gene emc3, whose product is annotated as ER membrane protein complex subunit 3. Lineage: Eukaryota; Metazoa; Chordata; Actinopteri; Gymnotiformes; Gymnotidae. Gene Ontology annotation, cellular component: EMC complex; membrane. The record is from RefSeq and is a predicted model, not a curated record. Gene Ontology annotation, biological process: protein folding in endoplasmic reticulum.